Balaenoptera acutorostrata (minke whale) is the source of this 1094-nucleotide messenger RNA. It is a transcript of the gene C2CD4D, whose product is annotated as C2 calcium dependent domain containing 4D. The transcript has a single exon. The coding region runs from base 1 to 1062 and encodes 353 amino acids. NCBI's taxonomy places the organism in Eukaryota, Metazoa, Chordata, Mammalia, Artiodactyla, Balaenopteridae. The record is from RefSeq and is a predicted model, not a curated record.
AUGUGGCUCGUGGAGAAAGCUGGCUACCAGGUGGGGGCCGCGGAGCCCAGGCCCCGGUGGGCGCCCUCCGGCCUGUUUCCUAAGCGCCGCACCCCGUGCCCGCUGGCUCGCGCCUGCCCCAACGUCCUCACCCCCGAUCGCAUUCCGCAGUUCUUCAUCCCGCCUCGGCUCCCCGACCCAGGCGGCGCCGAGCCCCUCAGCGGGCGCCGCGUGGGCGGGCGCGGCCUCCCCGCGGCCUGUUGGCUGCCGCACCUGGCGGGCCGCGAAGGCUGGGCCUUCCUGCCCGAGAGUCCGCACACGCGCCGGCGCGAGUCCCUGUUCCACUCGCCGCCGCCCGCCCCCGCCGGGGGGCUGCCCCCCGCGCAGUCCAGGCUGCACGUCUCCUCCCCGGACCUGCGCCUCUGCCGGGCCCCCGACAGCGACGCGGCCUCGUCGCCCGACUCGUCGCCCUUUGGCUCGCCGCGGCCAGGCCCCGACCGGCCCCGGCCGCCCAGGCCGCGCUCGCUGUCCCCGGAGGAGGCGGGCUCGGCCGACACCAGCCCGUACGCGCCGCGCCGAGCGGGGCCGCCCAGGCCGCCGCUCUUCCACCUCGACUUCUUGUGCCGCCAGCUGCGGCCGACCAAGGAGAGCGUGCUGCGCCUCGAGCCCCUGGGCGGGCAGCUGCGGCUCUCCGCCGAGUACCAGGCCUGGCCCGGGCGGCUGCGGCUGCGCCUGGUGAGCGCCGAGGGGCUGCCCGGGUCGCCGGCCGGCCCCGGGAGCGGCGGCGGCGGCUGCUGCGUGGUGCUGAGGCUGCGGCCGCGCGCCCGGGCGUGGGGCCAGCGGAGCCGCGUGGUCAAAUGCAGCGCCAACCCCAUCUUCAAUGAGGACUUUUUCUUCGACGGGCUCGGCCCGCCAGACCUGGCCGCCCACAGUCUGAGGGCCAAGGUGCUGGACAGGGGAGCAGGCUUCCGCAGGGACGUGCUGCUGGGGGAGUGUGAGACGCCCCUGAUUGCCCUGCUGCCCCCCAUGCGUGAUGGGCCAGGUCCCGGAGCCUCCCUGGCGCCUGCCCAUCUCAGCCUGUAGCCUGAGAGACUGUCUCUUCCUCCGGAGGACUC